Molecule: messenger RNA, 476 nt
Organism: Rubroshorea leprosula
Lineage: Eukaryota; Viridiplantae; Streptophyta; Magnoliopsida; Malvales; Dipterocarpaceae
Source: the annotation of a GenBank genome assembly
CCCGGGUUGGUGGAAAGCUGGGUUCAUCGGAACCCAACAUAGAAACAUCCAACAUUUGGUAAAGAUGGAAAGUAGCCAAUGGAGGGCUCUAGGCUCUGCAUGCUCCUACCCAUUUUCUUGCUUAGCGAUGACUUGCCAAUGGAUAACUCCAGGCUCAAGAGGAAUGGCACUGGUAUGUUUCCGAAGCAGAUUGCGCUUGCCAUUUCCUCACCAACUUCAAUGUGGGUCUCCUGGGUCAUGGGGGAUGCUCAGAUUGGCUCCAAUGUGACUGCUCUCGAUCCAUCAUGGCGAAGCCAGCAAAGUUGGGUUUGAUUGAAACCCAAAUCUCCUAGGUUUCGACGGACCCAGCCUGGGUUUGUCAAAACGCAAAUAUGCUUGGUUCCGAUGAACCCAGAUCUGCUGGGUUCGUCGAAACCCAACCUUGCUGUUUCGACUCGAUUUCCAUUCCCAGUUGUUAAUAAAUUUCGGAGUUUAUU